AUGGAUGAACAACGAAGUCUGGAAAUGUAUAAUAAUGCCUUGGGACUUGGGACACACGAUGGUGUUCAAGCAGUUGGAACCGACGAGCUUGUGAAUGAACAGUUAAGACGAGCGAGAUCGGGAGAAAGAGACGAUGUUGCUCAGUUCGGAGCAGUUGGCCAAGACGUGUAUCAGAGAGAUAAACGGGAAAGAAGGCCUAAUAUUCGUUUAGACCAAGACGCCGUGAACGCCGAACGAAUGUUAAAGUUACAGAGGUCAAGAAGUGGACAUCAAGGGCACUUAACAGAGCUGAAUAAUAAGAUAAGUGUUCUUUUAUGUGAUACUUAUAAUGUGGACUCUGUAAAGGAACUUUUAGAGCUAUUUAAUAGACAGUGGGAACGGUUUAAUCUAGUACAUAAUGAAGUUUUGUUGUUUGCCUAUAAUGACCAUUCAACCGUAGCGAGUGCUAUGCAUGCAUACAACGAGCAGUUCGCUAGAAAGACAGAGCUAUUAAACAAAGUUAGUCAAUAUUUACAAUCUCACGAUAAGGAAAAAACUAUACCAGACGAACUUGAGACUAGAAGUAAUGCUAGUUUAAGCUCGUCUAAUUCGUUGUCGUCUGCAAAAUCAAUAGCAAGCUCGAAAUCGCGUGAGAUGCGAUUAAAGCGAGAAAAAGCUGAGCUAUCUCUGAAACAGCUCCGCGAUCGACAAAGUGUUGAGAAAGACGUCGAACGUCGUAAGUUAGAAAUGCGUCAAGCUAUAGAGCAGCAGAAGUUAGAAGAUAAAAUUGAGAUUGCUAAGCUAGAAGAACGGUAUGCUGUCGAAGAAGAACGAAGAUU
Molecule: messenger RNA, 818 nt
Organism: Paramuricea clavata
Lineage: Eukaryota; Metazoa; Cnidaria; Anthozoa; Malacalcyonacea; Plexauridae
Source: the annotation of a GenBank genome assembly